AUGACGCUGGUGUGCGCGCAGUUAGCGCUGUCCGUAUGUAAGCCCCGAGUGGUCUGCUAUUUGCCUGACUAUCGGUUGGGAGAGUUGCCGCCGGAAAGCAUGGACCCAACCCUUUGCACACACAUUCACUUUUCAUUUCACAAAUUGGACGAGGGUAGAAAUACUAUCGUCGACGCCACCGGCAGCGCCCGACCCGAGAUCUACCGCCGGCUGACAGCACUCAAGGCUCGCAAUCCGGAGCUGAAAAUCAUUGUUGCGGUCGGCGGUGGGGGUGCGCCCAACGAACCCUUCUCUCGGCUCGUUAAUAACGCUAACCUUAGGGCACAUUUCAUCACUAAUACGAUCGCGUAUUUAAAACAAUACGGUUUCGAUGGUCUGGACCUCGACUGGGAAUACCCGGUGUGUUGGAGCGGCGAUUGUAAUAAAGGACCCGCGUCGGAUAAACCCAAUUUUGGGAAAUUAGUCUUGGAAUUAAGAGCAGCCUUUGAUAAGCAAAACCCACGGCUGUCACUGUCGGCUGCCGUACCGGCCGGCUAUCCCGGCGGCCCUCUUGACAAAUCAUAUGAUAUACCAGCGAUGGCUAAAGCACUGGACUACCUGAGCGUAAUGACGUAUGAUCUAGCUGGUUCGUGGGACCACAAGACUGGCCAUCACUCGGCAUUUCAAAAGUGCAUCGAUUGGAGUCAAUCGUAUGUAAACAAAGGUAUGCCCAAAGACAAGGUGUUGAUUGGAGUACCCUUUUAUGGCCACGUGUUUACCCUACAAAACCCGGCCCAACACCAAAUGGGUGCCCCCAUUACCGGCGAUGGCAAUGUACCGGGCGGUCAGGGAGGGGCCGCCCUGUAUAGUCAAAUGUGCGAUUUGGUUAAAAAUAAGGGUUGGGCUAAAGAGACACCGGAUCAGGGACACGACCCCAUCGCGUAUCAUGGUAAUUUAUGGGUUGGUUAUGACGACCCAUACCAAGCCCAUGACAAGAGCAAGUGGGUUAAAGAUAAUGGAUUUGGUGGUAUAAUUGUGUGGGAGAUUGGCCAGGAUGAUCUACAGCCUCGGUGUUGCUCGGUGAAAUUUCCAAUGUUGCGCGCCAUUAACAAUGGUUUACUGGGCACAGUCUUAUUAUACGCCGCGCUUGUGUGCGCACAGUUAGCGCUGUCCGUAUGUAAGCCGCGAGUGGUCUGCUAUUACCCCGACUAUCGGUUGGGAAGUCUGGCGCCGGCAAACUUUGACGCAACCCUUUGCACACACAUUCACUUUUCGUUUCACAAAUUUGACGAGGGUAAAAAUACCAUUGUCGACAGCACCGGUAGCCCCCGACCAGAUCUCUACAACCAACUAAAAUCGCUUAAAUCCAAAAACCCUGAGCUCAAAAUUAUUGUCGCUAUGGCCGGCGCUGGCGCACCCGAUCAGCCCCUGUCCAACAUGGUUAACAAUCCCACUGCCAGAGGCGCGUUUGUCAAGAAUACUGUCGCAUAUUUAAAGCAAUACGGUUUCGAUGGUCUGGACGUUGACUGGGAGUACCCGGUCUGUUGGGGCGGCGAUUGCAAUCGUGGGCCCGCAUCUGAUAAGCCUAACUUUGGCAAACUGUUAACCGAAUUGAGAGCCGCCUUUGAUAAGAAUAGCCCCCGACUGUCACUCUCGGCCGCCGUACCGGCAAGUUUUCCCAACGGACCCGGAGAUAAAGCUUAUGACGUGCCCGCUAUGGCUAAAGCGCUGGACUACCUGUGCGUCAUGACGUACGACAUGGCCGGCACGUGGGACCAGAAGACUGGCCAUCACUCGGACUUUAAGCGCACCGUCGACUGGAGUAAACCCUAUGUAGACAAAGGUAUGCCCAAAGACAAGGUGUUGCUGGGAGUGCCGUUUUAUAGCCGCGGGUUUACCCUACAAAACGCGGCCCAACACCAAAUGGGAGCCCCCAUUACCGGCGUUGGCAACACUCCGGGCGGUUCCGACGGCGCCUCCCUUUACAGCGAGAUUUGCGAUUUGGUUAAGAAUAAGGGCUGGAAAAAGGAGAGACCCACCGGUGGUAAAGACCCCAUUGCCUAUAGUGGCAACGUAUGGCUCGGUUAUGACGACCCAUACCAGGCCUAUGACAAGAGCAAAUGGGUGAAAGACAAUGGCUUUGGCGGUAUAAUCGUUUGGGAGGUCGGACAAGAUGAUACCCAGGGUAGUUGCUGUGCGGUGAAGUUCCCAAUGCUCCGGGCGAUUAAUAAUGGUCUGUUUGGCACUGGAAAGGGACCUGAAACUUAUGGUUGUGAACAUAAAUAGUUUCAUGUUUUUAUUGAAAAUAUUAUCAUUUAAAAAAUUUUAAUAAAUAAAUAUUAUUAAAAAUA
This is a messenger RNA of Medioppia subpectinata, 2330 nucleotides long. NCBI's taxonomy places the organism in Eukaryota, Metazoa, Arthropoda, Arachnida, Sarcoptiformes, Oppiidae. The record is from the annotation of a GenBank genome assembly.